CGUCAUACACACGCAAACCAAACAAGCCUUCCUUGGUAACGUUAGCUGGCUAAAUGUGGCCGUUAACCAUGAAUGGCUAUUUUAUUAGAAUGAAUGUAGUACUUUAAGAGUGACAAUGAUCUCAGCAAGCUAUAUUCUGUUGUGCGGACAGUUCUUGAUGCUACUGACGGUGAUUCUUUUACAAUGCCUGGAAGGAAUUCACUCCCAAAACUCAUCGACAACGGAUUAUCCUACUGUUUCUCCUGGUCAGGGAGCUACGUUCAGCCGUUUCAGUACGAAUAAUACAGAGCCCUUUGAGUACAAACCCCCGUCACCAGUAGUCCUCUGCAGCUAUUUACCAGAGGAGUUCAUCUACUGUCAAGAUCCUGUAGAUCACGCAGGCAACCACAGUGCCUUUCUGGAAAUGGGCCAUGGUUGUGUCGGAUGGGGUGGCCAGACUCAAAAAGAGGUGAACCAUACACCAGUUUUCUGCACUGCACUCGAUGAGAUAGAGUGUGCCGGACCAAGAGAAUUCCUCAGAGGAAACGUACCCUGCAUCAAAUACACCGGACACUAUUUCAUUACCACCCUGCUGUACUCCUUCUUCCUGGGUUGUUUUGGGGUCGAUCGUUUCUGCCUAGGCCACACUGGCACUGCUGUUGGGAAGCUGCUCACCCUGGGAGGCCUGGGAAUCUGGUGGUUUGUGGACUUGAUCCUGCUCAUCACUGGCGGCCUGAUGCCCAGUGAUUACAGCAACUGGUGCACCUACUACUGAGACAGAGAGCCGAGAGUGACUGAGGACUCGGCCCACUUCUCAGUCAAACAUCAGUUAAAUAUUGAGAAUUCCAGCAAUGUGGCCUCAGCCUGCCAUAAUUAUAAAACUGGGCUGACUUGAGGGGAUUUACAGCUCGGGUGUGUAAAGUGGAGUCCUGAUGACUCAGUGUUCUGAAUAAAAUGAGAAAUAAUUUAAUGUCAAUCUAAUUUAAUCCACUUGAAAUUUUCCACAGAAUGCAUAAAAUGAUUGAUGAAAUUUUACUUGCAUUUUUUACCAGCAAUGACGACAGUGCUAUUUUUUUGUUCUAAAUUGUCAAGAUGUCAGAUACGACUAGGUCAAGCCCGGAUGAUGUAAUUUGGAUAGAUGCGCGUUCGCAGCUUUCUUUAAAAGCCUGCGAGGUUUAUCACAGAUUAACUGAUAAUAAAAUGGAGAAUACACAUUGUGCAUACUUUACAGAGUGAGCAGUAGCUUUGUGAGUAACAUUAAGGCAAAGUGUACAACUGUUUGUGCAAAUGGCAAGUAACUCAAAUGUUUUUAGUUAGAGCAGUAGUUCGUAAAUGUAUAUUUUUAGACUGUCAUUCAGUCUCAUUAUCAUUCACACUGUUUUAUUACAGCGGCUUCUUUACAUAUAUGCUUUGCUUCCUUGUAUAUAAGAACCUAGAAAAUAAAGACACUGAAUAAAUUGGA
Molecule: messenger RNA, 1441 nt
Organism: Sander lucioperca (pikeperch)
Lineage: Eukaryota; Metazoa; Chordata; Actinopteri; Perciformes; Percidae
Gene: tm2d2
Product: TM2 domain containing 2
Exons: 4
Coding region: 116-754 (212 amino acids)
Source: RefSeq, a predicted model, not a curated record